Molecule: messenger RNA, 1624 nt
Organism: Oreochromis niloticus (Nile tilapia)
Lineage: Eukaryota; Metazoa; Chordata; Actinopteri; Cichliformes; Cichlidae
Gene: lg18h14orf119
Product: linkage group 18 C14orf119 homolog
Exons: 2
Coding region: 274-837 (187 amino acids)
Source: RefSeq, a predicted model, not a curated record
CGCAAACCUGACUUCCUACACAGCACAACUAGUUAACUGCACCCCGCUUCCUGUUAGCAGCUCUUUGGAUUUACGUGACUGUCGUUCGCUCCUCAGCACCUCGAACAUGUCGGUAGUGAGUUGAUAUACGUUUUAAAAUAAUGGGGAGUCACAACUUUAUAUGUUAAAAGUAGUUUUUAGCUAGCAAUAGCGACUUUAAAGUCAGAGCCCGCCCGUUUGUGCGCCUUAAACAAAACGUCAAGCUAAGCUAAAUGGAUUAUUGAGCUGUUUAAGAUGUCGUGGUUUAAUUAUGUCAGUCAAAGCUCAAGUCAACACCAGCCCACUGAUAAUCAAGGAAUUGCAGGCAUCCUGUGUAGUUCUCCCAACCCAGUGUUCACGUCCCCUGCGGGUUUCCCUUCUCCCAGCUUGGGUGAAUUUCCCCCAGCUCCUCAAGGUGUAGUCAGCCCUCCCAGCCUUGAGAAGCUGUCCUGCGCUUCUCCGAGUGCAGGUCAAGUUAGAGAGCCCGAACCCAUCUCCUACGUAACCUUCCAGGAGCAGCGGUGUGUCCUGAGCUGGUUCCAGAGCUGGACUGCCGUUCAGAGGGAGCGGUUUCUCCAGGACCUUCUGGGGAAAGCUGUGCCGGGGAAAGUGUGCACCCUCCUAGACUCACUCAGCACUCUCCAGGUUAAAGACAAACUUCCAAACAUCUUUGAAUGCCAGCUCCGCCUGUGGACGCAGUGGUUUGAGUCUUGGGGAGAAGAGGAGAGGAAUCAUUUUCUACACAUGCUGGAAGAGCGGGACCCGGAUUUUGUUACCCACUUUUACAGGAGUGUAGCGGGUACAGCAGGAAGAGACUGAGCAAUGUUUGCAUUGUGAUAGAAAAGCGAGUAAUAAAGAGGUGAUGUGUGGUGUAGAAAACACAUUCUCUGAGUCUCUUUGUAGAAAAUAGAGCCUUCUUGUACAUAGUAGUGUUCGUAUACGUUUUGUAAGUAGAGUUCUGCAUGCCUGCUCCGCCGGGUUUUUUGUUUUAUAAAAGUUUCAUUGAUUUGUAAAUAAACAGGUUUAACAUCUAGCUGUUGGUUAACAUCUAAACAGGCUUAGCUCUUCUGUGAGGCAAUUAACACAUCGGGAAUAACAUGGACAAGAGACUUUUUUUUAAUAACGAGAAUAAACAAAAUAUUUUAGUAAUUAAUUUUAUUUAUAGGCACCUGUCGAGACACUCAGGGACGCCUUACAUAGAAUCAAAUAUCAAAAUCACAGUAUUGAUAAAAAUAACAGCUGGUAAAAACCAUGGAGUUACCGAUAAAAGCAUGAUUCAAAUCAAAGAGAAUAGGCAGACUUAAGGUUGGCUUUAAAGACAGGGAGAGAAUGUUGCAAGCAUGGUAUAUUUGUUUUACUGUCUGAAGCAUUUAAUAGCAACAAUAGCAGAAAUAUGUGCGACUUAUUCUUCAGUUAUUAUUUUAUUACUCAUAUGCUCAAUGUCACACAUUUUGACAUGGGUGCGGACAAAACUUCUCGUGACCCUUAUUUUAUCCAGUCAGUUGCUCCAGGAGUAAUUAAAACUAUUGGAUUUGGAGCACUGCCAUCUUCUACACAGAAAUUGACAAAUGGAUAAAUUUUUCCUGUGAAGCGCUGACCUACAAAA